This is a messenger RNA of Postia placenta MAD-698-R-SB12, 654 nucleotides long. RefSeq lists its product as hypothetical. The transcript is spliced from 2 exons. The record is from RefSeq and is a predicted model, not a curated record. NCBI's taxonomy places the organism in Eukaryota, Fungi, Basidiomycota, Agaricomycetes, Polyporales, Adustoporiaceae. The coding region runs from base 1 to 654 and encodes 217 amino acids.
AUGGUUCGACGUCCAUCUGCAUGCGGCAAACAUGAGCAGCUAGGCAGGCAAAUGAUAUGCGCAGUGCAAGGCACCGAGCGACCCUUAGCAGGAAAUGACGUUGCGCAAGAAAGGGCACGAAUUACCCCGGUCGGAAAUGGGACGCUGACGAUGGGAAGCAGCGACUCCAAACCGGUGUCUGCUUAUGACGCGCCAAAGAGGAGCGCCUGGAACGUCGUUGGAAAGCCGCAAUUGCCAAGGCCAUUUGUAGCGGUGCAAGAACGAAUAGCUCAUCCCGCGAGAGCCAGGCCGCAGGGUGGGAGGCCGUGGGGAAACGAAGGUGCAAGCAUGCUGCGAGAAUGUUCCCAUGUUCCUGGGGAUGCGCGAGAAAUGCAAGGCCAAGGUCGUUUAGAAGCAAGGACCCGAGGGCGUGUGCCAAACGUUUCUCCGCCCGUGGUGACCUUUACAGUCAUCAUGAUGAACUCUAAGCUCUGGAAAGGAACGAAGGCAAAAAUGCGCAAAUAUUCCGAUCAGGCUUCGCAUGCAACAGGGGCAGAAGCUGCGGGGAAGGAAGCACGAAUCUGCCAUAAUGCAGAUGCGAACGCCCGCCCUGACGGCGGUUUGUCCAUUGGGCGUGGCGUGCAGAGGAAAAUGUUGGCUGACACGCCACAAUAG